GACGCGGCGUAUCCAUCUCUCCUCAGUCGACGUCAAGCCGUCGCGACGCGUGCGUCUUCUCUUUUGUUGGUUUUGCGAACCUCACGAGACUCGCGUGUCUCGCACAGCGUGACUAGUCUUGUCCGUGUUCGCCCACCUGUUCGCUCCAGUAAGUCGAUCGCGAGUAUCAUGACAACGAAUGUUAUGUUCCGUGUAAUAAUCGGCGACUCGUCGCUUGGUGCACGUGCGUCAUCCUUGUUGUCGUAGCUCCGUUACCUUGUGUUUCCGUGUUUCACCAAGGAUACCUGAGAUUUCGAGGGGUUCUCGCGAGUGACCUGACAACCUCGCGGUCCAGGAUCUGCCACGCGAUCAUCGCGACGCGUGUGUCGUGUUUCGAGCACCGUAAUCUCGUGAUAGGUGGUUUGCUGGCCGGCUAAACUGGAACAGUGUGCUUGCUACUGAUACGUUGCAAUAGAAGAAGAAACAAACGGUGUGAGGAAGAAUCUGUUGCAAUCGUGUUGGAAAUCAGUGAACCAAUCUCUCGGUGAUAAUUAGUGCGAAACACUCCUUGGAUUAUGACUGUUGGGUAGAUGACACUUGGCAUUCCGUCGUCGUAGGGUCGACGCAGCUUUCCAUCUCCAUGAUACGCUUUCUGCUCGUCAAGAAAAUCAUCAUGACUCGAUCGAAGGACACGUAAGAAUAAUCUAGUCGAUCAAUUAGUUCGCUUAACGCCGUAACUAAUAUCACGGUAUAUCGGCGAACGUACAUGAACCUAUGUAACUUGUGAACACCGGGCAGGGAGGAACGAAAGAAAGAAAGAGAAAAGGAAAAAAGGAAAAGAAGAGGAAGAAAGUGGAAGACGAAAAGAGGAAAAGCCGCGAGAUACUAAAGCGUAGUAAAGUCGCGGUAGCAGCUGUGUCGCGGUGAAAGUACGAAAGAAAGUCGAGCGUAAAUGCUCGUAGGGGCGCUUAAGCGAGUUUACACGCGGGCAAGCGUACCGUGAGCCGGCUCGAAACGUUAGAAACGCUCGAACGUGAAAACGCGGCCGUGCGCUUGUGAGGGAUGCGGCCCAUGGGCGAAGGGUGGGGUCUUUGGGCACCGAUAAGGCUUAUCCGAAGAUACGAUGGCCGGCUGCUCGGCUCUUGUCGUCAGUCGUAGUGCUCAGGUGGAGUCGACAAGAGCGCCGUUCGCUUUAAUUCACGCCGAUAUCGUGAGUUCGCGUCUCUUCUACGUACGAGUAUCAUCGCUGCUAUCGUAUCCGGUUGACCGACCUCCAGUUGAAUUAGACGCAGCCACGGAAACGCCAGAGGACCUCGACCAGGUGGCGGAGGGUGCUUGAGAACGACGACAACCUUGAAGUAGACCAAGAGGAAUCAGCCAAUCGAGGGUCCGCGUGGUCGAUAGCUGGGAUUAUUCGACAGCUUCGUAUCGAACGUUAAACGUCGCCAAAGUUACGCCAAAAGUCUACAGUAGUAACAUUGAACAGAUUUCCCUAGAGACAGAUUGGUGUCUGUAUCAGUGCAACCGUAUCUCGUGAACAGUGUAUGCUUUCUGUGUCUAAUAUUCAAAAAAAAAGAAAAGAAAAAAAAGAAAUAAUUCGUGACCGUACGAUUGAUGAUUCGGUGAAAUUGUUCGAAUAAAGAAAAAGGAGAGUAGAAAGACGAAAAGUGUGUUUUCUUGAUGAAAGUUCCGUUUGUAUAUCCAUAAUCCGUUGGUUGAUUCGCACGUGUGUAGUAGUUAGUGUUUGAGGGUUGAUACCUUCAAACCGGAAACGUCGAGUAAUCCUGUCUUCCUCAAGGAUAAACGAGGCUGAGGGAGGGAGGCACCGAGAACCGGUCGCAAGGAGGAUUCCUAUGAAAAUGCUUCAAUCUUUGAAUGCUCUGGCGGGUAAGAUCUCGCCGGGCUCGCCAACCGACAGCAACGCAAACAAAGUGCACAUGCACAACAACAACAACAACAACAACAACGUCGUGCAUCAUCAUCAUCAUCCGUACUCGAAGCAACAGGCGCAGCAGCCGUCGCCGUCGUCGCAGUCGAGCAACGGCGACCAAAAGGAAAACACCAUAAUGAACAACAAUGGCGUAGAGCAACCAGACCCCGACAACAUAAAAAUGUUCGUAGGUCAGGUACCUCACGACAUGGACGAAAACGAUCUGAGGAAGUUGUUCGAGGAGUUCGGUCGGGUGCACCAGAUAAAUAUCUUGCGGGACAAGAUCACCGGAAGUCAUAGAGGAUGUUGCUUCGUAACAUUUUAUACGAGAAAGGCCGCUUUGGACGCCCAGAAUGCUUUGCACAACGUAAAAACCUUCAGCGGGAUGCGCCAUCCGAUCCAGAUGAAACCUGCGGACAGCGAAAACAGAAACGAACGUAAACUGUUUGUUGGCAUGCUGUCGAAGAAGUUCAGCGAAAACGAUGUUAGGAACAUGUUUAGCAUUUAUGGAACCAUCGAAGAAUGUUCGGUGCUGAGAGACAGCACCGGAAAAAGUAAAGCCUGUGCCUUCGUUACCUUCGCUAGUAAACAAUACGCUAUCAACGCCAUUAAAGCUCUUCAUCAUUCACAAACGAUGGAGGGAUGUUCGUCGCCGCUGGUUGUGAAAUUUGCAGACACGCAGAAGGAAAAAGAUCAGAAGAGGAUGCAACAGCUCCAGACGAAUCUUUGGAAUAUAGCAGGAGUCAACAUGGCGCCGCAUUACCUGACUAACGACACGCCUGCUUUGGCGCCAGCCUCGUUGCAACUGUUGCAACAACUUCAGGCGACAACGAGCGCGGCGACUCCGGUCGCGGCAGGUGCUGGUGCAAGCGCGUUGUCGAGCGUACAGCAUCAAUUGUUACUGCAACAACACCUUGGCCUCGGCGCGGCGACUCCUGCGCAUGCGGCUGCCCCCGCCGUACCAAGCCCGCCAGAAAUUAACCCUGCGAACCUCCAAGGCCUGGCGACGCUCGCGUCCUUGAGCAAUACCGCCGGUGAGUAUGCGAAUGCAGGAGUAUCACCGAUGAGUAUGCAGAACCUGGUCACCCUGGCAGCCAUGACAGGCGGAAACGGCAACCUUCAGGUGUCGCCAAACACGUUAAGCGGACUGGCGAAUUCGACAGCAGGUAUGUCGCUAUCUGUCCUUCUUGGAAAGACCGGAAAUACAGGGUCUACCGGAGGUAGUCUCAGUCCUGUGACGUCCCUAGCGCUCAAUUCCCUUACGGGUACACCUCUAAAUGGAUUGCAGGACUCUUUGAGCAACGCUUACUCCAGCUUACAACAGUAUGCAGCUCUCAUUGGAAAGACGACGGUGACCGUGGAAAAGAAAGAAUUACAUAGGUUCCCCGCGUUCACGGCAGCGGCAGCCGCAGCUGCGGCUGCGGCCCAAAAGGCAAAAUUCACCAGCACGGACAAGCAGAUAGAGGGUCCUGAAGGAUGCAAUCUGUUUAUCUACCAUCUACCGCAGGAGUUCAGCGAUACUGACUUGGUUUCAACAUUUCUGCCAUUUGGGAACGUCAUCUCGGCAAAAGUCUUCAUCGAUAAGCAAACGCAACUGAGCAAGUGUUUUGGCUUCGUGUCGUACGACAACGCGGCAAGCGCGCAAGCAGCGAUCCAAGCGAUGAAUGGCUUCCAAAUCGGCAUGAAACGGCUGAAGGUCCAACUUAAACGAUCCAAGGACGCAUCGAAACCCUACUAGCCGACGUCGUCCACCGUUUGUAGCAGGUGGCCUGUGACGUUGUGACCGUGUUCUCGAUCGGAGUCGCCGUGCCAUGUCUCAGUCAGUCGAAUCGGUCAAUCGUUCGAUCGAUCAGUCAAUCGAUUAGUCAAUCGAUUAGUCGAUCAGUCACGAUUCCUUGGUCAACCUCUUGAUCAGUCAUUCUGUGUCUGUCGGUACCUGUAUACACCUGUCCACUCUCGCUCCUCUACAAGAAGCGGCAGCCCGCUCUACUUCCCACAUAUACACCAUUGUAUUAUCAUACGAUGCUUCCUACUCUUUUUCCCUACACGACCGCCCUGGAAGAAAAGCAAAACAACACCUCCUCCAACGAAUCCAUCCACCUAUGCGUGCACCGUUUCCAUCUACGGUCACCACUGCUUGGUCAGUACGACAUUUAACCGGGAAUAGCAGCACAAUGGCAGCACAGUGAUUGUCAAUUGUGGCGAGUUACAAUCUGUGAACGCGCUGAUCCGUGAUAAAUAAAAAAACUGAUACAAAGAGAGAAAGAAAGAGAAGAGUCCUCAACGAUCAUCGGCCAGCUUUUAAAAACUCUGGACCAGGUCGGUGCGAAAUUAGUCGAGGUGCGGAAACGGAAACGAGGAAUCGUCGUGGGAAAAAUAAACGCUCGAUCGCGUGUUACAAAAAUUCGAGAGAGACCAGGGAAACGACGAUAUAUCAUCGUUCAGAAUCGAACUAGCAUGUAAAGAGUAGCUAAGCGGAAGCCGGAGCACUACCGAUCGAUCACUAUGUUUUUAUGUUCCUUGGGCUAAGCUGUAACACACCGCUACAUUAUCUUUCUGUUUCUCUGUAUGUGUGUAUAUAUUUAAUUAUAUUUUUCACAAAACCAGUUUAUAAUUACUUAUAGUAAAUGCCAUAACAUAUGUAUCUUUUGGCGAUGUAACAACCUCACUAGUGAGUAACAUUGCUCUUACUACAUCGCCACUUUGUGCGUAAUUAGGGAUAACAGUGAUUCUAACAAAUAUUUCAACAAGGUUUAGUUGUAUAGGUAGACUCUACCUUAAUCCAAUCUACCAACUAUACCUUGGGUUUUGGUGGUGCACAUUUUGAUACCAUUGCCACGAUAGCUGUAGUCAAACUGCACGAGUCAACGUUGCGAUCCAAAACAAUUUUACUGAACGAGUCAAUUACAUAUUAUCCGUUAUUUUUACAAUUUUACAAUGCAGGAUCAAAUAAAAGCUUGAGUUUUUAUGGAUUAAACAAAUUCACAGUAAACGGAUGCACGCAGUAAUCAGUGACCACUUUAGAUCCCUUUAUUCCGAAAAAUCUAUUGCGACCAUCGCUUGACAUGUUCAACCAAAUACGUAUUCUGAUAGAAAUUUGAUCGGUUCUUUUUCCAUAUUAAAUAGGACUUGCUUAAUCGUUUUGAUAUUGAUUCCUUAAUUUAAAAAAAUCGGUUGUACCUUUCAUCUUAUUAUCGUUUUAGUUUCGUUCGAAACUGCAAUGGAAACACCGCUUGGCUACUCUUUAUUUUGUAUAAUACUGUCAUAGUUCGGCAACGCUUUGUACGUGGCGACAACUCUGAAGUGUAACACACGCUACUUUAUCUCUUUGUUUCUCUGUAUGUGUGUGUAUAUAUAUAUAUUACAUAGCAUAUGCAAAUGUAUGCAACCCAUAUAUCUGUGCAUGUGUAUGUACGAAAAUGUGCGUAUGCGCGCGCGCGAGCCAUGCGAUCUAAAGCUGAUACGAAGGUACUGUAGAAAGAAAAAAUAGGGUAUAGUUACCACGAUCUUUCAGUCGCUUAAUUUACGAGCGAUUCGAAAUAAACGAGUGAUGGAAGGAAAACAGACAAGAAUCAAUUUUAGAUCGCAAAGAAUUCUCCGUGGACCUCUAGCGUAAGAAAUAUUUGCGUACAAUCACUAACUAGCCGUUAAAAAAAUAAAAAAGGAAAACAGGAAACGGGACAAAAGCAAGAAUGCUCGUUCUGUGAGACGGAACUUGUAUACCUUAUUGUAUAAUACGAAAAAUACUACCGCGCCCGAGUUCGCUCUUCGAUUGAGAAUCGAUUUUAUCGGCUCACUUUCGGCAUCGCUGUCAGCAUCGCGAAGCGCCUGUUUAUAUGUAGAUAAAAACGCGCACUGGUGACUAUAGUGCUGACUCUAGUGACUCUAACUGAAUAAAUAAUAGAGAAAAUAACGUAUGUAGGAAAUGGGAAAACCAUUGAAGAAAAGAAUAAUAGAACGAGAUGAAUGCAAGCAAAAUGUGCUAGAACGAAAAAAUAAAAAAGAUACCAUGGUCCGAGCGAAAUGGGCAGAGUCCGAUUUACUGUUGUAAAUUAAAAAUAAUAUAAUGGUGUAAAGAUUACCAAAAAAAGAACCAAAAACAAAAAAAAGACAAAACUGGAACAGAGGAGACAAAACGAAGUGUAGGGAAAAACGAAAUACAUAAGUAGCAUUUUUUAAUGACUUUGUGAUAACGUUAUACCGUAUAUAGGAUUGGACUAGGGUCGCUUUUUAACGUAUGUAUGUAUAAUAGAAAUAAGCGUGGUAUGAGAAACUUAAUGAUGCAAAGAUUUUGAAGUGAAAGAAAAUCAUAAGAAAGGAAAGAAACGCGAAACAAACGAAAUUGUUCAUCAGGUGACACUUCACUAGCGUGCACGCGAUCAUUCUAAUUUUCCUUCUUUCUUUCUUUCUUUCUUUCUUUCUUUCUUUCUUUCUUUCUUUCUCUCCCCUCUUCAUCACUCGUACCAAGGAGGUACUUACGAUUCACGUUUUUAAUUAUGAUCUCCAGUACAUAUGUUCGAGUUUGUAGACAAAAUACGUACUGACGGGUAAAAGAAAAAAUUGUACGUGUGAGUACACAAUGAGAAGAAAACGGAAGAAAAUUGGGAACAUUCGAAAAAUGGUUUACUAUUGUUGACAUGGUGAUCACAUGUUGGAAAGUCAUGUGAUUGUAUACGAAUUAAUCUUGAGUCAGUAACCAUUUUUGUUACGUUAAAUGCGACAAAUAUAAAUAAUUUUACGAAGUACGUAACAGGAAAUCAUUGUACAUUGUUAACUUUGUCUCUUGUCUGUAUAGUGUUUAAGUUUUUAAAAACGACGUAGAAUGCGGGUCAGGAUAUAUUCUGUUAAGAAUUUAGAAGUUUUAAUUGAUCCUUAAUGGUUCAGAAUUUCUAUACGAGAGCACUUACGUCGUUACUGAUGCAAGAUUAACUCAACGGCGUCACUGUAAGGUACUUAAUUUCAUUGUAAACCUAGAGAAGCAUACGAUUCCUGCAUAGAAAAACAUGAAAAAGAGAGAAACAGGAUCUCGAAGAGUCCGAAAAUGAUAGCUGGUAUUUUUUUACGGUAAAGCUAAUCCAGUCUGCGUGUUCCUUAAAUUUUUCUUAUUGUCAGUUCAACGAAGACUUUACAUAGCGUCGCUACAUCUGCAGUGUCACUAUAUUAUUUAAAUAUCAAGAAAAAUGAAUCGUGGCUCGCUAAUAAAACAUCGCAAGCUCUUCCUCUAAACGAAAAGAAAAUAUUGAAAAUCGUAAAGGGAAGAGAACGAUGUAGCAAAAGCUUCGUCUUCGACUUGAACUAGAUCCGAUCGCUUGUUUUACACGAAAUGAUCGUGAAUUUCAUAAAUUGAGCCGUAUCAACAAGACAAAUUUCGUUGCAAAGUAUAAUCAAAUUAUUUUUUAUAUCGAAUCACUUAUUGACUUGUGCACGAGGGAAAAAGUUGAUGAUGGAUUCUAGGAUCGACGAGUAAUUAGAAUCACAGAGACUAAUAAAUAACAUAGUUGAAUCGCCUGGAUUUGUCUUGUGGAUAUGAUUUAAAAAAUCUAUCUAUCGUUAUAUACAUCGAAGAACGAAAAACAGCUGAAGUGCAUAAGCGAUCAUGGCUGACUCUCUUUCUGUUGCUCAUUUCCACGAAUCGUCCAUUCGUCAUUUCCCCUAUCCUUUUAUUAUUAAAGGAUCCGUUGAAAUUUUCAAUUUAUAGCUAUAAUCGAUUAGAGAAUCUGAUUUCUUAGAAAAUUCUCUUUUUAAGUAUAAUAAUUUAAGCGUCAUCCGACGACACUAAUACACGAUUUACACGCACGCGUCAAACCAAAUGAACGGAGCAACGAACAUUUACUUUUUGCAUAUUUGCAGAGAAGAGUAAAGUAAUAUGUAAGAUGAUUCAUUAAAAACAGAUCGGAAACAGAAUAGAGUGGAAAUGAAAACAACUUUUAUUCAAAGUAUGUAAGAUAAUUAGAGAUCGAAUCCAUAAUGAAACCACAUCUCGUCACAGUCUUUUCUAUUUCAUUCGGUAUCCAUUGACAUCUUUGUGAGCAAAAUUUCAGCUGUUUAUCUGAGGUAUGACGAUACCUACCUAUAUGUACAUAUACAGUAUAAAUCAAUCCGCCCAAAUACCGUUUCAAAAGCUUGGUUCAUCCAUAAUCUCGUCGAACAUUAUGGUUAUUACAUACGUAGAACCAUAUGCUUCUCUAUCGUCUCGGACGAUAUGCUUCCACCGAUUCACGAUCACAUGUUCCUCUUCAUCAAAUUGAACCUAAAAAUAUUUCGGAGCAUCGAAGUCAGCUAUGGAGCCAUCUUCCAUAAGUUAUCAAAUCGAAAAUUCGUAAUAAUGUCCGCAGACUCGUGUCUUAUCAGUCACUCCAUGUUUAUUUAACAUUGAUUAUAUUUUAUCCUGCGCUUUUAAUUUAUUUAUCCAUAAACAGUCAUUCUCCUACUCGUUUGUACGAUACUUUCGACCGUAUCUUGCACGAUUUUUGAUGGAUCAUCUCAUAUUGAUGGUAACGUAGGUGUUCGUUGCGUCAUAUUCCGUGCCAAUUACCAAAGACGUCUCUUUAAUUAAUCGAUGUACUUACGCACCGUGUUAACAACUAACUCUUCCUCUUUCACACACAAGCACGUUCAGCCGAUAUACAUAAAUAUAUAACAAUUAAUUAAUUGUUUACGUGGAGUUACACGUUUUCUUAAGUUUUUUGUACACGUGAAUACAAAUGGAGCCUAGUCAGAAGUAACAUUAUGAAUUAAUAUAGCAUCAUAUUUUUCUUUCUUUUUUUUUUUUUAUAUUUCAUUCAUUUACCAAAUUCUCUUCAGCACGUAUGUUGAUUUCGUUGUUAAACAAAAAAUGAAGGAAAAAGGUUGGGAAAAACAGUGCUGCUACGUUGAUCACCAUUAGUACGAUUAUACUUAUUAUUAUUGCUAUACCCCACUUUACCAAUUAUUAUCGUUGUCCUCAUUAUUAUUACAAUUGUUACUAUUAGUUGAAUCAUUACAAUUUACCCCUAUUACUCUGUUGGUAGAUUAUUAAUGUUAAUUGCGACGUAAUUAUUACUAUAGAUACGAUUCUUGGUGGUAUCGUUAUUGUAAAACUUUAUUCUUAUCAUUAUUAUUACUUUUAUAUGUUAUUAUUAUUUAUAGGAAUGGUGUUUAGAUUAUUAUUAUUAUUAUUUUAUUAUUAUUAUUAUUAUUAUUAUUAUUAUUAUUAUUAUUAUUAUUAUUAUUAUUAUUAUUAUUCGUAGAAGCUUUGUUUGUUAGAUGAAAAUUGUGACGCUAAGCGAAUUACUUCGAUCAUGGUGCAAUAAAAAACUUUUGGAUCGAUUUUUACGAAAGCUUCGCAAGAAAAUGAAACGAACAAGGAUCACUCGUUAAACGUACUUAAUAAAUCGUCGUACUUGUCGAUUGUAGAAAUCUACAUAUUUAUUUUUUAAUGUCAGUUUUUUGUAUAUUUUGUAUGAUUUAUUUUUUUUAAUGAAUUUCAGCAUGUCCAGUGAAUAUCAGAGAUAUAUAAAUUUAUACGAGCUACUCAAGAACCAAACUGGUCCAUCUUCUGAAAAAUUCUUAAUUUUAAUAAUAGAAUAUAUAAUUAGUGUCUAAUUUUUUAAAAACCAAAUGAUUACCUCCGAAGUCGAUAAAUUUGGUUAUUGUGUGGCUCGUGUAUAAAUUCAAAAUAAAGUGUAUGAUCCUAUUUCGUUUCGCAUUAUCGUAACUACCAUUGCUGUCAAUAGCGCUGCAAUUGGUUAAUUACUGCUCGAUUAUGUAUUAUCUUCUUUUUUUUCUUCGUUUUAAAUGCCAAAUAUGUAUGCAUAAUUCGUAACAGUUAUCAUGUUCAACGAAUAUAUGUAUAUAUGUUUCAUCCCUACAAUGUUAACAGAUUAUAGUACUUUAUUUUGCUGUUUUUCUUUUCCGUAGAACGUGUUUUCUUUUUUUCAAUUUUUUGCUCUACUAUUACUAUUAAUAUUACUAUUUUUAUUUUGUAAUUUUAGAGUUGUGCGUCUAACCGCGUUCGUUUUCCUUGGUGCUCUUAUGUGUGCGAAUUUUUAAAAAAUGCAGCGCGUUAAUAUGUGCUAUGAACAGACUCGAAAGACGAUCGUUCAAAAGUGACCAGGAUAAUUUGAUGUUCAAAAUUAAGAAAACAGCAUGCGUUGAGAAUCGAUUGAUGUUUCAUAUUUAUACAUAAUAAAGCAAAGGAAAAAAUAAAAAUUGCAAUAUUAUGUAUAAAAGAACAUAGUUCGGCCUUAUAGUUAGAUAGAGAUUGUAUCUUAAAUUGAGCAAAUUCUGUAAUAAUUCAACCUUUCAUUCGUAGCGUAGGUAAUACGAAAAGUUUCUAAAGAUAAAAGAAAAAAUGCUAUCGCGCCAAAAUUUCUCAAUAAUAAAAAGAAAUGGAUGAUCGCCAUUCGAGGUCUCGAUCACGACAGAACCGAAUAUGCUUUCGCGUGGAAGAUCGACGAAAUUCGAUCAACCGCCUGAAAUAAAACAAAAAAAAGAAGAAAGAAAGAAACACCACGGUGAAAACGAUCGUGAAUAAAAUCAAAGAAAAACCAAAUUUCACCGCCAAAACCGCAAACUAAUAGCAAAAUCCUUUUUUCUGUCCCUGCGCACUAUAAAGGCUCUACACGCGUGUGUAUCAUGCGUAUGUGUGUGUGCGCGUGUAAUGCAAACAACCUAUAUAUGUAUAUAUAUGCAUAUGUGUGUGUGUGUGUAUAUAUAUGUGUACACACACGCACAUAGAUAUAUAUGCAUAUGUAUAUCACGCCUGGGCAUUACGUGUGUUUCUUUCGUGUAUGUGCGUAUAGAGAUACAUGUACAAAUAAUCAAUGUAUAUUUUACGUGCGCUAUAAUCGUUCUUGUUGAACGUGAUCAUCCGCGUCACCCAUCGUUACGUUUAAAAUGCUUGCGUUUAUAGAAAAAAUAGUUCUACAUAUUUUUUUUUCUUUGUUUUCCGUUUAAUUUUUGUUUCAAUAUCUAUAUUUAUAUAUUAUAUAUAUACAUACAUAUACAUAUAUAUAUAUAUAAAUAUAUAUAUGUAUAUAUGCAUAUAUAUAUAUAUAUAUAUAUUUUUGUUCUUUCUCUGUUUUCUUUUUCUUUCGCUGUAUCUUCUUAUUGUUAGCGCAUCAAUGGUAUUUUCCGACUAUCAUGAUCGAUCGACGUAAUAAGGGAAAAGUAAAUACCGUCGAUCUUAAACAUGUUCUUUUUUUUCUUUUCCCAUUUAUCCUUUUCUUGUGGUAUACCGGAGAUCAGCAUGUGGCGUAUGUUGAAGUAAUAAUACAUUGUAUUUAUUUUGUUGGUUUAAUUUUAUUCUUUGCUUUUAUUGCCGUCCAUCAUACCAAUUCCUCGAACUCCCAUCUACUUGUCAGUCGUCGUUUCCAAAACACUUCUCAGUUCUAUCUCUCUAUAAAAGAAUUUACGAUAAAGUUACAUUACAAAAAUUACAUUCGAAUAGACCGUCGACUUGAUUAGCAACGAUACCGUCGAUACAAUUUUGCAACAUGUUUGACUCUUAGACAUUAUGUUGCACUUGUUAAAAAAAUACUACAACGAGUGAAAUUAGUGAUCACAUUUCGGCUGAACGCAUUUCCUACCAAGUUUUACAUUAAUCGUUAUCAUUAUCCCCCUUCGUUGUAUGAACUGAAUGUUCAAGUGUAAGUACUUGAUUAUGCAAAUAAGUGAUGUUGAAUAAUAUACUAAAA
Molecule: messenger RNA, 11586 nt
Organism: Bombus pascuorum
Lineage: Eukaryota; Metazoa; Arthropoda; Insecta; Hymenoptera; Apidae
Product: CUGBP Elav-like family member 2
Exons: 17
Coding region: 1833-3647 (604 amino acids)
Biological process (GO): mRNA splice site recognition; regulation of alternative mRNA splicing, via spliceosome
Cellular component (GO): nucleus; cytoplasm; ribonucleoprotein complex
Molecular function (GO): mRNA 3'-UTR binding
Source: RefSeq, a predicted model, not a curated record